UCUGCUGAGUAUAAACUUAUGCACAUGGGUAUGUGUACACAUUCCAACUAUACACACCAUGGGGCUAACCGGCAGCUCAGCGAAAGAGGAGAUCUCUUUUCACCCACACUGCAAAGGGUCUCGUAUUUCCCUGAACCACUGUCUCCACCGGGCAAGUCGAUCCUACAGCUUCCACGAUGGACUGGUCUUCUCCAAUCGCCCACUGAAACCCAGAGAAAAAGUCUGCAUUAAAGUUCUGGAAGAAGAGUUAAGCUGGCACGGUGCUCUUAGAGUGGGCGUUACCACUGUGAAUCCCAACACGAUCAAUGCCAAUUCUUUACCACCAUUCGCUUGCCCAGAUCUUAUUGUGAAUCCUGGAUUCUGGGCCAUAGGUAUACCAGAGGAACUUUGUGAAAAGGGAGCUGAACUGCACUUCUGGAUCAACCAAAAGGGACAGGCACUCUGUCAAGGACGGCAGAAUUCUCGACCCAAAGUGCUCUUCUCAGGAAUUCCAAAAAAAACACCUGUCUGGGUCAUGUUGGAUGUUUAUGGCAAGACAAAGACCAUCCAACUAAUUAAUGGUCAAUCAAAGCAGACAGAAUCUCAUUGUCGCUGCCACCCGCACAUCCAAAAAGAGCACACAAAUACAUGUACAACGACAUGUACAAAGAACAAAUCACUGUCAACUUUGGACAACACUUCAGAUUCCGUGGUCCAGUGUCUGCACAAAUCCACUACAACAGACUUUCACUCAGUAUCAACAUACCCUCCGUAUUAUGAGGGUGGCUCUCUCUGUAUAAUCUGCCAAGACAGACUAGCAGACACUUUGUUGUUACCCUGCUUGCACAGCUUUUUCUGUGAACAGUGUACUGUGAAAAUGAAAAGUCAGAAUAAUCUCUGUCCAUUGUGUCGUCAAACUAUUGUGCAGUCGCAGAACAUUGAAACACUACAGCUGUCCAACAUACUCCUUGCAACCAUCUAAUUUCAUGCUGUAUUUGGCACAAUGACACUUUAAAGACUAUUCUACAAGCUAAGGAUAUCAUUGGUUCACGUUAUGCAUGCCUUUCUAUGUUGCUAAUCCAUUUGAUUGCUAGAAUAUCCUUAGGAGACCUUAACUAUGCAGAAGUUCAUGCACCAAGUGAUAUUUAAGAGACAAUGUUAACUGUGGGUGAAGAUUGGUCCAAAGAAGGUAGAAGUAUGUAAAAAAAGAAGAUAGAAUUAAGUAGAAAAGAAUGUAGAGGAACAUAAAAAAGAAGGCAGAAUUAAGUAGAAAAGAAGGUUGGCAUAUUUACAAAAGAAGGUAUAAGUAAGU
Messenger RNA from Rana temporaria (common frog), 1291 nucleotides. RefSeq names its product neuralized E3 ubiquitin protein ligase 3 (gene NEURL3). Bases 59 to 961 code for a protein of 300 amino acids. The record is from RefSeq and is a predicted model, not a curated record. The transcript is spliced from 4 exons. Gene Ontology annotation, molecular function: ubiquitin protein ligase activity. NCBI's taxonomy places the organism in Eukaryota, Metazoa, Chordata, Amphibia, Anura, Ranidae.